UACUGUGUGCAGAACCCUCUUCUCUCCCUCCCUCCCCUGCCCCUCUCCCUGGCAGAAUGAGUGAGAGAGACCCACGAAGCUGGGGCACCUGGGGCUGGCUGCUGGUACUUUGCCUCGCCACGCUGGGGGCACAACCAGCCUUGACUUCAUCGCACCCCCGGACCCACUCAGUGCGUGUGGAGCCUGGUACUUGUGAGGUGAUUGCUGCCCAUCGCUGCUGCAACAAGAACCGCAUCGAGGAGCGAUCUCAGACAGUGAAAUGCUCCUGCUUUCCAGGCCAAGUGGCUGGCACCACACGGGCAGCACCCUCCUGUGUGGAUGCCUCCAUUGUCCUGCAGAGAUGGUGGUGCCAGAUGCAGCCAUGCCUGACUGGAGAGGAGUGUAAGGUGCUGCCAGACCUUUCUGGGUGGAGCUGCAGCACUGGGAACAAAGUGAAAACCACAAAGGUGACCCGAUAGCCUGGAGCCAUAGCCUGGGUGGGGGUCAGUCCUAGGCAAGGUCCUCAUGCAAUGAGAUGGUGAGGCAGAGUGAGUAUCCAACCUUCAGCCAGACUCCUGAGAGUGAAGAGAUCAAGGGGACAAGCUGUCGUGACCAUGUGGGGCACAGUGACCCCCGCGGGGCCUCGAGGAUUACAAGGAGCCGGUCACACUGCCUGUUGGCAGGGGAGAACCAAAGACUAGAUCUCCUCACUCUCUGCUGAUCUCCACCCUGGAGGCUCCUCCCUGCCACCUCCGUGGGACUUCGUGAGCCGGGAUACAGCUCUGGGCUGCUUGCAGACAAGCAGGCAGGCAGGUCAGACCUUCUUUCUGGCCUUUUCAUCUGGUCCUAAAGUCCACAGUGUUUUGGAAGGGGAAAUCGUUCCCUGGAACAGGGCUAGGAUGAUGGGAAGAAGAGGACUCAGCCGAUGGCCUUCCUACCAACUGGAGCUUCUUUCUUGAG
Molecule: messenger RNA, 939 nt
Organism: Tachyglossus aculeatus (Australian echidna)
Lineage: Eukaryota; Metazoa; Chordata; Mammalia; Monotremata; Tachyglossidae
Gene: TAFA3
Product: TAFA chemokine like family member 3
Exons: 4
Coding region: 57-458 (133 amino acids)
Molecular function (GO): receptor ligand activity
Source: RefSeq, a predicted model, not a curated record